This is a messenger RNA of Emiliania huxleyi CCMP1516, 676 nucleotides long. RefSeq lists its product as hypothetical. Lineage: Eukaryota; Haptophyta; Isochrysidales; Noelaerhabdaceae. The annotation marks the transcript as partial. The transcript is spliced from 4 exons. The record is from RefSeq and is a predicted model, not a curated record.
GCGUAACCUGUCCCCCGGGAUCCCCCCGGCGCUCACGUCGGGUAGGUCUUCGACCAGGACGGCACGCCGCGCCGCGUCGACGUCGAGAUGCUCCUCGCGGCGCACCAGCCGGCCGCGUGCUCGCCGGCCGGCGCCGGCUACACGGACACGCCGCCGCCGCUGCCGCCGCGCGCAGAGUGCGCGCGCUUGAGGAGGGAGUACGCUGUCCAGCCGGGAGUCUCGUGGGGCGGCCUUCCGGCGCCGCUCGAGCCGCGCUGGCGGGAGCUCGGCUGCGACUCGCUCGCGGCGGACGCGCCGGAGGAGGCGCCCAGCCGGACCAAGCGCCGCGCCGCCGGCGGAGCGCCCAGGAAGCGAGGCCGAAAAAGGCGCGCCGCGGACACUUAGGGCGGGCAACAGGUAGUGGUCCGGCGGUGGAGUUGUAAUAGCAGUUGUUCUACGACGCGUGCAGCGUCGCACACACUGCACACAAAUCAACUACUCGAAAACCUCCUGCGGGCGGGCGGGGGGGGAGGGGGGGGCGAGGGUAAGGUAAGGUUAGGACUUACUCUAGGUAAGGUACGCGGUACUCUAGGUAAACUUCUCCCCCGACACACAGGAGGUGGUGGGUGUGUGUUCUCGAGGUUCUCGAGGUGGAUAUCCUUUGGCCGCGUUGGGUAGCGAGGAUUGGUGUAACCCG